Molecule: messenger RNA, 1728 nt
Organism: Arabis nemorensis
Lineage: Eukaryota; Viridiplantae; Streptophyta; Magnoliopsida; Brassicales; Brassicaceae
Source: the annotation of a GenBank genome assembly
AUGUCUUCUUCGAAGCGGAAGCGCGACGCCGGAACCGCGGUGAAAGAUAAUCUGAACGGUCGAGAAAGUGCCUACGGUAGUGAUAAGAGCAACACCAAGAAAAUUUCGCUCGAUGCAUAUGGACCGGAAGGGAAAGCAGAACUCGAUUUCAAGAACCCUGAAGCAACAUUGAACUUACAAGAUGUUCAGGGACUUGUGACAUGGGUUCUUGCAGAAGGCUUUAUGCCCUCGUGGGUUAUCGUCAACAAGAAGUCUCUUAUUCCAAAAGUUGUCUUGCUCUACCUUCCUGGAUUGGAUGCAGCUUUAUACUUAUCACAGUCUAAAUUACUUCCUAGUUUGAAAUCAUAUUGUGGCAAUCCUAUACCGCUCUUAGCUUUGAGCUGUGUAGUUGAUGAGAUGAAGACAAUCGAUACGUUACUUACUUGCACGGCUAAAAGAAAAAAAACUGUUACUAGUUCAGUGGAACCACCUCUCCAAGUAUCUGAGCCAGAAACAUGCAAUGUGAUGGGGAAAUCGUUCAUUGAGCUCACAAAAGAUAUACCAUUCCCUGUUACAUACUAUACUCUAAGUCGAAAGGAAAUGGAACAAAAUGGAUAUACUUUUCAGAAAUCAGAGUUUACCUCUACGCUUCCUGCACCAUCAGGAUCAUGUCCCCAUGAAAUUUUGGCUCUUGAUUGCGAGAUGUGUAUCACAAAGGAGGGUUUGGAGUUGACAAGAGUGACGCUGGUGGAUAUCGAAGGACAGGUUCUGUUAGAUAAAUUAGUCAAGCCAACAAAUGAUAUUACUGAUUACAACACAAGGUAUAGUGGAAUAACAGCUCAAAUGAUGGAGGGAGUUACAACAACUAUUAAAGAUAUUCAGGAAGAGUUCUUAAAGCUGGUUUUCAAAGAGACUGUAUUAGUCGGACACUCCUUGGAAAAUGACUUGUUUUCUCUGAAGAUCUCUCAUAAUCUGGUGAUUGACACGGCAGUACUAUACAAGCAUCCACACGGUAGAUCCUUUAAAACUAAACUUCGAAUUCUAGCAAAAAAAUUCCUUGAUAGAGAGAUACAGGAGUCUGAAUCCGGACAUGACAGCGCCGAGGAUGCAAAAGCAGCCAUGGAUUUGGCACUAUUAAAGAUAAAACAUGGACCUUAUUUUGGCUCACCGCCGCAAAUGAUAAGAAAGAAGCUCCUCACCGUUUUGAGUGAGAGUGGGAAAACCACUUCUAUCGUCGACAAUGUCAACAUCGUGAAGCGAUAUGCUUCUGAUUCAUCAAAUUCAAUUCCAGUUUUUUCGGACGACGAAGCACUUUCAAAAUCCAUGAAGGAGGUAAAGAACACGCAGUCACAAUUCGUUUGGACACAGUUCUCAGAAUUGAAUAAACAUUUCGAGGAGAGAGCGGGUGAUCCACAGAAACUAAAUUCCAGACUAGCAGAGAUGAUCGCACUUCUUACAUGUAACAACUCCGGCCUCAAGAAAUGCCGGAAAAGCAAUGUUUCACUUGAAACGAAGGAAAUCUUAAAGAAAAUGGAUGAGAGAGUCCAAGCGCUUUACGCUACCUUACCCACUAAUGCAAUGUUUAUAGUUUGCACCGGACAUGGAGACACAUCCAUUGUACACAGUGUACUACAAAUGCUUAAAGAUAAGAAUGAAAUUGGGUUUUGCCGCGAGAACGUUGUGAAGGCUCUUGAAGAGCUUCAAGCACAAGCCGAAGUAGCUCUCUGUUUUGUAGGCAUCAAGCAAUAA